AUGCGCCUUGACUGUGAAGCUAUAGCUGGGCUGCCCUGUUUGGAAGAAGCUCUUGACUGCUUCAGGGAGAGUAUCUUCCAGCAGCCUGAACACAAUAUGAGUGAGAUGCUUAGCAUGAUGAAGCCAUUGCCUCAAGAUGCUAAUUAUCCCAAGGAAUUCUCCGUCAAGGACCUUGAGUACCUGCCCCGCACCAUCUAUCAUAUUCUGAGGCUUACUCUUUGGCCCGUCAAGGGAUACUCAGCUGAAGCCAAACUUGAAGGAGCCAUGAAGACUUUGGUGUUCUAUAUUCUCCAUGGCAUCAGAUUCAAUUCCCAGGAUUUCUUCAUCAGACAGCUUGCUGCAUCUGGAAUUGAUCUGUUUGGCCUAAAGAUUUAUGCUCCAUGGUUCAAAUUCAUAGCACACCAGCCCAAGAUCGACUCGCCCCAGCCCAAGAUCGCACACACCAGUGACUUCAAGUUCCUCGACAAGGCGGCCAUCGUCACGCAGUUGGGCAUGGAGGAGAGGCUGGAGGCAGCGACCUCGUGGAAGCUGUGCACCGUGACUCAGGUGGAGGAGGUUAAGAUCCUCCUCCGCCUGCUACCCGUAAGGAUCACCAUCGUCAUCGUAUCAUCGGCCUUCUCGCAGAUGAACACCACGUUCGUGCAGCAGGGCAGCGCCAUGGAAAUGACCAUCCUGUCGGUGCCAGUGCCCGCGGCGUCGCUGGCCUCCCUCGAGGUGAUCUGCGUCAUGACAUGGGUGAUCCUCUACAACAAGGUGAUCGUGCCGGCGUUGAGGAGCUUCUCACUAGUCGGUGACGGCGAGCCGUCGCAGCAGCAGCAGCGAAUGGGCGCGGGGCGGCUCCUCAUGACGCUCACCAUGGCGGUGGCAGCGCUUGUGGAAAUGAAGCGGCUCGACAGCGCGGCGCGUGGGGUAGAGAUCAGCAUCUCGUGGCAGCUGCCCCAGUACUUCUUCCUUGCUGGAGGGGAGGUCUUCUGCUACAUCGUGCAGCUAGAGUUCUUCUUUGACAAGGCGCCGGACACCAUGAAGAGCAUGUGCACGUCGCUGGCUCUGCUCACCAUCGCGCUGGGGAGCUACAUGAGCUCCUUCAUCUACGCCAUCGUGGAGGCCUUCACGGCGACGGGAGACAGCCCUGGGUGGAUCUCCGACGACCUCAACAAGGGCCACCUCGACUACUUCUUCUGGGCCAUGGCUGCAAUGUGCACGCUCAACUUCGUCGUGUACAGCGGAAUCGUCAAGAACUACAGGCUCAAGACGAUCAUCUCGUGA
Molecule: messenger RNA, 1266 nt
Organism: Aegilops tauschii subsp. strangulata
Lineage: Eukaryota; Viridiplantae; Streptophyta; Magnoliopsida; Poales; Poaceae
Product: protein NRT1/ PTR FAMILY 8.3-like
Biological process (GO): transmembrane transport
Cellular component (GO): membrane
Molecular function (GO): transmembrane transporter activity
Source: RefSeq, a predicted model, not a curated record